This is a messenger RNA of Puccinia triticina, 957 nucleotides long. RefSeq lists its product as uncharacterized. The coding region runs from base 1 to 957 and encodes 318 amino acids. The transcript has 2 exons. The record is from RefSeq and is a predicted model, not a curated record. Lineage: Eukaryota; Fungi; Basidiomycota; Pucciniomycetes; Pucciniales; Pucciniaceae.
AUGCCCUCCUACCGCCUAGGACCUAGCCCUUUAGAACUCGCUUCCUCAAGCCAACUUGACUGUCGUAGCAGAGCCCAUCUUGACCAGAUCCCUCUCCCUACCGCGACUGGAUUUAAACAUUUACCUUCGCUCGAGAUCGACUCAGAGGCCUUACUUAGCUUAGACAAAUUCAGCAUGAUUACCCUUUCGUCUGCUGUGAACCCAUUGAUUAGAAAUUCUUUAGAAUUCUCAGAGGAAGAGAGCUUUAGCGAUGAAUCUAUCUGCAAUAACCAACGCGCUUCUUUCCCAGACUGUGCCGGAUUCUUUGACGAAAGCUUUAGCGACCAAUCCUCCCCGAAUUCAAACUGUCGUGAUCCCUCCACCCCGCCGCUAGUGACGGCAGCAAGAAGAAGAGAUUCAGCAAAAGAAGAUUUGCCCAGACCUUCGUCGAAAUUGCCUUUCGCGUUCCUCAGCCAACCUUACAAGUCUUUGGUCCAUGUCUCUAAACCGGCAACGAAUAAUCGGGAGAACACACUCAGAGGAAGUCGUUCGCUCAACUUUCGACAACGUCGACUUUCGGUCAAGAUGCAAGACCCUUUGCAAGAUCCCCGAGAUUGUCCUGGAGCUGAGUCGAAAGGCUCGAGGAAGCAGAGCCUGGGCUCAAUAACCGAUAACCAAGCGGGCUCUAACCACCUAGACGUCAAAACGUCUCCUUCUUCUUCUGCUGCUGCGAGAUCGAAAGACAAAGGCUCAUUCAGUCCUGAAUGUCAAUCCCAUACGAUGUCAUCAGUCUUCGAGGACGACUCCGACGAUGACCACGAGCUCGCCUAUCUCAAGAAAGUGUUGCCCGCUUGGAUCACUCACAAGAAAUCUAAAUCUAUCAUUACUCCUCCUCCUCACCCUCAGCCUAAAUUUUCCAAGCAGAAAUCUCGGAUCUUCAAGUCUCAUCGGUCCUCUCUUUCCAAUACCUCUUCUUAG